AUGGCGGCUGUCAUUCAGAAUCCUCUAAACACGUUGGGUGACCAGUUUUACAGAGAAGCCAUUGAGCACUGUCGCAGCUACAAUGCUCGCUUAUGUGCGGAGCGCAGUGUCCGUCUGCCCUUCCUAGAUUCACAGACCGGCGUUGCACAGAACAACUGCUACAUCUGGAUGGAACGGCAUCAUCGUGGACCAGGCUUGGCAGCUGGCCAGAUGUACUCGUACCCUGCUCGGUGCUGGAGAAAGAAGAGAAGAUUACUCACCUCCGUGGAUUCCACUCUUCACCUCUACGGCCUAAAUAUUGACGGCAACCUGGCGGCUAAAGACACUUUGCCUCCACCCAGCACUGCGCUCGAGGCUUUGCUGAGAGGUGACGGCUUAGACAAGAGGAACAGCAACAGAGAUGAGGAGAGUCUGCUGGAGAUUCAGAGAGUUCUGGAGGCCGACGCCAUAGAAGAUGGUUAUCAUGAUGCUGACGACUUUGAAGUUGACAUACCAAAGAGGAAACACCGUGGCAAAGGCAGAGGUCGAGGCAGUGGACGUCGGAGGGCAGACCUAGAUGAUCAAGAUAAGCCAUACGUUUAUGAAAACAAAUACAAACAAAAGCAGAACUCCAAAGCUGCCACCCCAGUGUGUGGGAAACGCUACAGGAAUCGCACCGGUUUAAGUUACCACUAUGACCAUAGCCACAUCGCUGAUAAAGAGGAGCCCCAGGCCAAGGAAACGGAGCCAUCACGAUCUCUAGCUAUCAACCACCAUCCUCAGUUUCACGAAGAACAAAAGAGUCCAGAUGCUGGUCAUACACAAAACAGUUUUUGCAAAGUCUGUCAAGUAAAUUCAGGCUCCAAUCUGAAAGAUGGCAAGUGCUCCAAGUGUGGCCGUUCAGAAGGCCAUGAAGAAGUUAAACAAGAGAAUCCUAUUCCUGGAGCUGAGGAGCUGUUUGGUGCCACUUCGGAGAGCGACACCUCUACAUUUCAUGGCUUUGAGGAGGAUGAGUUGGAAGAGCCGUUAUCCAAUAGCAGUGACGCCACCCCAAAGUGCAGAUAGAAAAACUGCACACCUUUUAAACCGUUAUUUAACAACUAGAAGCAACACCAUUACCCAACCCACCCAUGCCCCCCACCCAGCAAAAAUUCUGCUGCUUUCUUUUAGAAAUUUUGUCUGUUUAACCGUUCUCACUUCUCUCUUCAUGAAAAGCACAAGACAAUA
Trichomycterus rosablanca is the source of this 1206-nucleotide messenger RNA. Its product is annotated as zinc finger protein DPF3-like. Bases 1 to 1044 code for a protein of 347 amino acids. The transcript has 10 exons. Gene Ontology annotation, cellular component: nucleus. NCBI's taxonomy places the organism in Eukaryota, Metazoa, Chordata, Actinopteri, Siluriformes, Trichomycteridae. The record is from RefSeq and is a predicted model, not a curated record.